Messenger RNA from Pseudophryne corroboree (corroboree frog), 1390 nucleotides. It is a transcript of the gene MRPS9, whose product is annotated as mitochondrial ribosomal protein S9. NCBI's taxonomy places the organism in Eukaryota, Metazoa, Chordata, Amphibia, Anura, Myobatrachidae. Gene Ontology annotation, biological process: translation. Gene Ontology annotation, cellular component: ribosome; mitochondrial small ribosomal subunit. The transcript is spliced from 11 exons. The record is from RefSeq and is a predicted model, not a curated record. Gene Ontology annotation, molecular function: structural constituent of ribosome; RNA binding. The coding region runs from base 130 to 1290 and encodes 386 amino acids.
UGUGGCUUGCUUUGGUCCCCGGAUGUAGUAGUUGGAUUCUGAAACCUCUCUAUUUUUUACUGUCAGCUUCUAAUAGCGUCUCCUGGCUGCAGUUCCGUAUCCGGGUUUUCACCCCAGUCUGUCCUCAGCAUGGCUGCGGUCUAUCGCAGCUCGGGGCUAGCAGCCUGUACGCUGCGGGCGUUGGGAGCGUGUCCUUGGAAGACGUCGGUGGCGGCUGCAGCUUGCUCUGAGGCUUCUCGACAAAAACAUACCACAUCCAAAGCACAGAGGAAAAAUGUUGCAGCCUCGGGAACUGAAAAGUACACGGAGGCUUUUAUUAAAAAACAGAUUGACGAGUUCAACAUUGGAAAGAGACAUUUAGCCAACAUGAUGGGAGAGGAUCCAGAGACGUUUACCCAAGGGGACAUUGAUAAAGCCAUUGCUUACCUCUUCCCAUCUGGAUUGUUUGACAAGAAAGCAAGACCUCUUAUGAAGCAUCCUGAUGAGAUUUUUCCAAAGCAACUGGCAAUUCAAUGGGGAGAAGAUAAGCGGCCGUUCCACUUUCUAUUUUACACUGGCAAGCAGGAGUUUUACUCAUUAAUGCAUGAAGCUUAUGGGAAGUUUCUGUCAGUUCGUGCUUAUGACGAUGAGCUUCGGAGUAAAGGCUUAGACUCAGACAGUGAAAAACCAAAGAUAAACCUGUCUGGCAGAAGAUGGUUGAUUAAGGAAGAAUUGGAGAACUUGUUAGUAGAAGAAAUGUGUGACCAAGAUUACCUAUAUUUUAUACAAAUGAUGGAACGCUUGGUGAGCCAGCCGCACAGCAACAUCGUGGAGGAUUUUGUCCUGAAAUAUUGCAAGACGCUUGAAGUCCAGUCCAAGAAGCAUGUGGCUAGUCCUCUGCAGUAUGAUGAGCAUGGAAUAGCCUUCAGCACAGGGAAAGGCUGGAGGAAAACUGCAGAGGCGACUGUUGUAGUACGGGAAAAAGGAACAGGGAAAAUCGUCAUAAAUGGAGAGGAUUAUUUGGAUUAUUUAUCAGUACUUCAAGACAGAGAGCAGCUUAUGUUCCCAUUUCAGUUCCUUGACAGACUUCUGAUGCAUGAUGUAGAAUGUACUGUUACUGGCGGUGGAAGAUCGUCACAAGCUGGGGCCAUCCGUCUGGCCGUAUCAAGGGCACUUCUCAGUUUUAUCUCUGAGAAUGAGAUAGAGGCUAUGAGGCAAGCUGGACUGCUCACUGCAGAUCCACGUAGGAAGGAACGGAAGAAACCUGGCCAGGAGGGUGCCCGCAGGAAGUUUACAUGGAAGAAACGAUAACUUGUGUAUUCUGGAAGUGCAGCUGUGGCAGCAGGAGGAUCUUUGCUGCAUUGUUGCUUCAUUGUGGUUUUUAUUUUAUAAUAAAAUGUAAAUUGUUUUA